This is a messenger RNA of Theobroma cacao (cacao), 513 nucleotides long. The record is from RefSeq and is a predicted model, not a curated record. Lineage: Eukaryota; Viridiplantae; Streptophyta; Magnoliopsida; Malvales; Malvaceae.
AUGUUUUUCGACGGAGCUUCGAAUGCCUUGGGGCAUGGCAUAGGGGUCGUGUUAGUGUCACCAGAAGGAGAUCAUUAUCUCGUCAUAGCUAAACUCAACUUCUAUUGCACCAAUAAUGUGGCUGAAUAUGAAGCUUGUGUCAUGGGUCUUCAGGCAGCAAUCGAGAGGAAAAUUCGUAUUUUGGAAGUGUAUGGGGACUCUGCUUUGGUUAUUUAUCAAUUACGAGGAGAAUGGGAGACACGUGACUCGAAGUUAGUCCGAUAUGACAAGUAUGUUUCAAAGCUAAUUGAAAAUUUUGAUAAGAUUUGCUUCACCCAUUUGCCCCGAGAGGAGAACCAAAUGGCCGAUGCAUUAGCCACGUUGGCGGCAAUGUUCAAAGUUGGUACCAAUGUCAAGAUUCAACCCAUCAUGAUUAAUCUUCGAGAGUGCCCCGCACACUGCUCCAAUGUAAAAAAAGAAAUAGAUAGGAAACCGUGGUACGAUGAUAUUGUUCAUUAUCUCAAGUUUCAGUAG